Messenger RNA from Drosophila arizonae, 1460 nucleotides. RefSeq names its product UTP3 small subunit processome component Sas10 (gene Sas10). The record is from RefSeq and is a predicted model, not a curated record. NCBI's taxonomy places the organism in Eukaryota, Metazoa, Arthropoda, Insecta, Diptera, Drosophilidae. Gene Ontology annotation, cellular component: small-subunit processome; nucleolus. Gene Ontology annotation, biological process: maturation of SSU-rRNA from tricistronic rRNA transcript (SSU-rRNA, 5.8S rRNA, LSU-rRNA).
ACAGCGGCCAUUUGUUUACGGCACGUGUUGGUGGCAAAAACUGUUUUCAAAAAAUAUCGCAAAAAUGGACAGCGAGGCAGAUGACUAUGAGGCCACUGGCUCUGAGCAGGAGUACGAUGAGGAUGAGCGUGAAAUAUUGAAUGAUCUGCGUAAAGAGCGAAAGAAGAAGGCAGACCAGCUCAAAAAUCAAAAACUGGAUGUUCUGUCGUUCAGUGAUAGCGACGAUCAUGAAGAGGAUGAGGAUGUUGUGGGUAACUUAAUGCGUGACAGCGACAUUGAAGGGGCCGAGGAUGACGAUGGCGAUCUGCCGGAUACCAUGGACUGGGGCACCAAUAAAAAAGCCUACUACAAUACAGAUUUCGUGGAUCCCGAUUAUAGCAGUUACACGGCCCAAGAGGAGGACAUGGCCAAGGCCGAGGAGGAGGAGGCCAAAAAGAUACAGCUGCGUCUGGCCAAGCAAUUAACGGAGGCCGAUUUCAAGCUAGAUGACGUGGCGGUGCCGGUCGACGAUAAGGAUAAAGACGUGACCGUAAAGAGCAUCACAGUCACGAGAGAUCUGAAAGGCCUAACGGAACGCGAGCGUCUGCAACUGCUGCAAAAGGACUCGCCUGAAUUUGUUGGCCUCACACAAGACUUUCAGCAACAUCUGAGCGAAGUGCAACAGCUGACGGCGCCAGUUCUGAACUAUGUGCGCAAUCAUCAGGUGCCCAUGGUGCCGGCCCUGCAGUUCGCUCUGCUGUAUCAGAAUGUUCUGCUCACGCAUUGCUCAAACGUCUCGUUCUACCUCCUGCUGAAGGCCAAACGCAGCAGCAUCAAAUACCAUCCGGUGGUCAAGCGGCUGGUGCAGCUCAAGCAGCUACGCGAACAGCUAGCGCCACGCUACGAAGAGUACAUACGACCACAGCUAGAGGCGCUGCUGGAGCGCAUACAGGACGGCGAUGCGUUCACCGUGCUGGAUCCAACACAGCGCAAGGCCAAACUGCAAACAGUCAGCAAAUACAAUGGCACAGGGACAACAAAUGCCAGAAUUGACAAGGAGCCGCAUGAUGAGGACAAUACUGAUGGUGAAAGUGAUAAUGAGGAUGCUGAUGCUAUUGCCGUUGGUGAUGAUGAUGAAGAUAUGGAUGAGGAGGAGCGGAUGCUGGAGAAGGCGCUUCAGGAAGAGAACGAGCGGCGUGGCAUUACCUAUCAAAUGGCCAAGAACAAGGGCCUGACGCCGGCUCGCAAAAAGGAGCUGCGAAAUCCUCGCGUCAAGCAUCGCGGCAAAUACCGCAAGGCGCUCAUCCGCCGCAAGGGAGCAGUGCGCAGCGUACGCAAGGAAACCAAAAGAUACGGCGGCGAAAUAUCGGGCAUCAAGGCCACCGUCACCAAGAGUAUCAAAUUCAAAACGUAAUCCACAGUUCAUCCUUAGGCUAUGUAAGACAAAAAUAUAUUCAAAUCUUGUUCCACCAUUCGAAUGC